Molecule: messenger RNA, 954 nt
Organism: Dacryopinax primogenitus
Lineage: Eukaryota; Fungi; Basidiomycota; Dacrymycetes; Dacrymycetales; Dacrymycetaceae
Product: RTA1-domain-containing protein
Exons: 6
Coding region: 1-954 (317 amino acids)
Cellular component (GO): plasma membrane; fungal-type vacuole
Source: RefSeq, a predicted model, not a curated record
AUGUUACUUCGAGGCUGUCUGAAUCGCUGGAUAAUAACUUUAUCAUGUUUGUUUACAAUCGUCUCUGCUACCAGCCACCCAGGCCCCUACAUUCCAGAACCGAACCCGUUCGCCGACCCAGCAAAUGACCCAUAUAAUCCCUUCCGAUACAUACCAAACAACACUGUCACGGGUGUCUCUUUAGGAUUAUAUCUAUUGACUGGCCUUACCCUGACGUUUUAUGCCUGGAGAUGGGGAGCGCGAUGGAUGACCGUACUGAUUGUUGGAACUUACACGUUCUCCAUCGGUCUAACGAUGCGUUUCGCAUUGGCAAAUGAUCCUCACAACGAGACGUUCUACAUCAUCGAAUACCUCUUCGUAGUCUUGUCGCCUUGCGCGUUCAUUGCCGCAGAUUAUGUCCUUCUAUCCCAACUGGCGACGUGGCUUGGAGCAGGUGAACAUCUCGUAAUCUCACCAAACAGAGUCACGCUCGUCUUCGUCCUGAGUGACGUGACUACCUUUUGCGUCCAGGCAGCAGGAGGGGGGCUGUCGACCUCCCGUAACCUCGCUACCCUUCUGAAAGGCUCCCAUGUCUUCGUAGGCGGUCUAGCAGCUCAACUCCUCUCCUUCUUCCUUUUCACCAUGAUGUACCUCCGCUUCCUCUAUCGCCUGCGAAAGUACAUGCCCCACCUCUGGCUCAGCACACGGUGGUACAAAGGCUGGAGACUGCUGACCAAUUUCCUACUCGUGAGCUGCGUAGGGAUCCUUAUCAGGUCAUUUUACCGUACUAUCGAGCUCUCCGAAGGCUUCACAGGCUACCUAGCGAUCCACGAAGUGUACUUUUACGCACUCGACACUUACCCGCUAUAUAUCGCCAUUACCGUGUAUGUCAUCCUCUGGCCAGGAUGGGUGUUGACGGAGGACGCGAGGAUGAAAUUGAGCCCCGACGGGGAGGUGAGGUCCGGGGGGGGUUGA